Molecule: messenger RNA, 2765 nt
Organism: Paralichthys olivaceus (Japanese flounder)
Lineage: Eukaryota; Metazoa; Chordata; Actinopteri; Pleuronectiformes; Paralichthyidae
Source: RefSeq, a predicted model, not a curated record
CUCCUCCCCUCAGGUCAUGGUCUGCCCGCAGGCCUGGCAGAGGUGGAGAUGAUCGAGCGGGCUCGGGCCAAACGAGUGUGGGAGGCGAGUCUCCCUCCGCUGGACGACCUGAGUCAGCUGGACAAGAGGAGGAGGAAGAUGGAGGAGAUGGAGGCCAGAGAGUGGGCGUUCAGAGAAGAAGAAAUCCAGAAUUUGCAGGAGUCCCGUCUCGCCGUGCUGACGGACCUGCUGAUGCAGAGAGGCGAGGCCCUGGGAGACGUCACCAACCAGAGGCUGAACCGAAUCUUCUCCAAGCUCCAAGAAGACAGGCAGAGCGAACUACACAAGACCCACAACGACUACAGCAGGUCUCUGAGGAAACUGGAAGUGAAGCGGAGGAACCUGAAGGGGCAGCUGCAGCGACUCGGCUCUAAAGACUCUCAGUUCUUCCCUUGCACUCCCAGGGGCACGUUCACCAGUGCUCACAACAAUGUGUCACAAAACCACCGCUCAGACUCAUACGAAGUCCUGGUCGAGCUGGAGGCCGAGCUCUCUGCCUCAUUCAGCGAGACACGGGUGAAGAGAUCCAGUGUGAUCCGGCCCUCCUUGAACAAAACGUUUGAAAUGAUGAAGACUUACAAGGAUCUGAGGGAGGAGCAGAAGGAGCAGAAGACGCUCAAGCCGUUACGUUUUCUGGUCAAGAAGGAGAAGCCUGUUCCUCGUCCGGUCACUCCCAGAGUGGAGGAGCCAGCGGAGGGAGAAGAGGAGACGGAGCUCGCUGUCAUCCACCUGCAGAAACUGCUGAGAGGAAGAAGCGUCCAGUACGAGAUGUUUCAGGGCAAAGAAAACCACACCGAUCUGAUCCAGGAUCUGAGGUCGGGCCUCGCUCUGCAGAGAGAGGAGCAGGGGCUGCAGGAAGCCGAAAGGGAGCGGAUAACCACCCUGAAGGAACAGAGAGACAAACAAAGACACGAGAACUCUCAGAGGGAGGCGUCCCAGGACAGAGUGAUCGGCGAGACCCUGGAGAACGUGUUGGACACCUUGUCCAAGGAGCUGAUUCGUCUCCAGGAGGAGCGGAGGAUCCACGCCUUCACGUUGCUGGCCGAGAGAGAGCGCCGCGUUCGAGAGGCUGAGGAGAGCGGCAGGAGGCAGCUGGAGGAGCAGAGGCGCAGAGAGGGAGAUGAGAUCUUCAGACAAGUAGUGCAGGUUCACCAGGAAACUGUGGAUUUGUAUCUGGAGGACAUCAUCUUGGGAGCUGUGGAGAAGACGGCGGACGACCAGGCGAGAAAAGAGAUCCGCAGGAGGGCGAAGGAGAUUAACGACAUCGCUUACGUCGAGGAGGAAAGCAGGGACAGUCUUCAGUCGGAGGAGAUCGUGUCAGAGCUGGUUUACAGUUUCCUCGUCCCAGAGGUGGAGAAGAUCAACAUCAGGAAAAAAGUUCACGUGCAGCAGCAAAUGCACUUGCAGGUCGCUCGGAGCAUCAUCAGUGAGGCUGUGGACAAUUCUGGGAGGCCUCACACCUCUCUCCUCCUUCCCCCUGAAACAGCCUCCGCUGUGCAGAUGAGCAGCGGAGAGCGGGAUCAGCAGCAGGAAGCCGAGCAGCUCCUCGACCACACCGAGUAGAAACUAAAGAAUAUGAAACCUGCGGAGGUAGUUCCACUCUUCAGCCACUGAGAGGCACUGUUACUCUAAAUUUAGCAGAGUUCUGACUGAUUCAUUUGUACGGGGAGGUGUUUACCUUUAGUUCACGCUUAUUGAAGGACAUGAGCUCAAGAGAAGAUCCAGCUGAGGUGAAGUGCAGAGGUCGUCUCAAAUGACUUUGAUGAAUUCCCUACGACCUCAGAUCUCUUCUGGACGAUCAUAAAGUUAAAGAUAACUUUGCAGUCGAGGCUCCUCAGCUCUGAUUCUUCCUGCCUGACAAUCUCAGACUUUUAAAACUAAACUUUAAAACUGAAAUUAAAAACCUUCUGGAGACCUCUCUCAGCUUCGGUAGCAGUUUUGUUUUUCUGUUGUUGAGGAACAAUGUGACUCCUGCUUCAGCAGCCGCACACUGAACCUUCAGCCACGGCACAAAACACACAAACAGAGAAAACAACCGGGUGCACAUAUGAUUUUACAGAACAAGUAUAAUCGGUUUUCUUUGUGUUGCCUGUUGCAAAGUUUUCUUUCUGCUCAAAUAAAUGAGUCUCAGCUGCAUCAGAGCUGUUUAAAUACUGUUGUUGUUAAUUGGACUGAACCACGUUGCUCCUGCAUCCAGGGGAGAGGAGCUGUUCCUGCUCCGAUUGGUUUGUUCGGAUCUUUUUCACAACCGUGUUCACACCAUUGAGAAUCACUGAUUUACUAUUAAAUAACUAACUUUACUGACACAGUUUAUCGAAAGAGUUGAGUCACAUAAAUGUUUCCCUGCCUGUCUCAGUUAGUUCGACUCAGCUCUCUUGUGUUUGAGAUUAGUUGAUGUGUUUAAUAAAAACCAGGGGCGUUGCAACAGUUUAGUUUACGUUAGGCCCCGAGCUGGAAGGAGGCCCCAGAGAACAGACGUCAGGUUUGAAAACCCUGUAAAGUCCCUGAAGGUCUAAAGCUCCGGAGGCUGCAACGACGACAUGGUGACAAACCUUCCGAUCGAGGCAGCGUGUCACUAACGAGCUGCUUCAUCAUUCCAGACGUUUGGUUGAAGACUAGAACGUUUGAAUGUGUAAAUAGACACAAGAAACUUGGACUCUGGACAAACGUAAUUAAACUCAUCAGCAGUAAAUCGCUUUUGUAAAGGUUCGGAGAUAAAAUGAAAA